AUGACGGCCCAGUUAGAUUUUGUGGUGGUCCGGACAUUAAAACUUCUUGUGAGAGCUAUCGUUCUCCCCAUAGCAUGGUUGAUACGGGUUCUGACAAUUCCAAUCGGAUCAUGGUUUAGAGGCUUGAACAAGCGUCACAGAAUAACAGACGAUUGGUACAUUGCAACAUAUUUUCUCACCGCUGUACCACGCUACAUUUGGAGCGUAUAUCGUGGUAGAUUUCAAUUCUGGUACACAUUCGUAAACCACGUCGAAAAGAAUGGCAAUUUGCCCUGCAUUUCUUACCCAAAACCGCUCCGCGAGAAGGGUGAGUUUCAAAUGGAAUGCUACACUUACCGGGAAACAUACGAAAUCGUCCUUAGGCUCUCGCACCUUUUGUACCACAAGUAUGGCGUGAGGGAAAAUCAUACGGUGGCCAUGGAUUACGCUAAUAAGCCUAUGUUCAUCUUCAUGUGGUUCGCACUGUGGAAUAUCGGUGCAGUUCCAUCGUUUUUGAACUACAACUCUAUGGGUGCCCCUCUGGUGCACUCCAUCAAGAUAGCAGAUGUAAGAGUAGUUUUUGUUGACUUGCAAGUUGCGCAUGCCAUCAAAGAAACUGAGAGUGCCAUCAGAAGCGAAUUGCCACAGGUGGAACUGCACUUCCUCUCAGAUGAGGAGGUUUACACUACUAUCAUGGAUAAAAACUCUCCUCAAUUUCUGCAAGCAAAAGAGAAGCGGUCUCCACCUUUUGGUACCGACUUCCAGCCGGCGUGUUUGAUCUACACUUCUGGUACAACAGGACUGCCCAAGUCUGCCAUCAUGUCGUGGAGAAAAGCCGUCAUUGGUUGUUCCUUGUUCGGUUACAUCAUGAGAAUCAAGAGAGAUUCCAUCGUAUUCACAGCUAUGCCCCUGUAUCAUUCCACUGCAGCGCUUUUGGGUGUCUGUGCUGUUUUCUCGCAAGGUGGAUGUGUCGCGGUUUCAAACAAGUUUUCAGCGAGCUCUUUCUGGAAGCAAGCAUACCUGACCAAGUCUACCCAUAUCCAAUAUGUUGGUGAGAUUUGUCGCUACUUGUUACACACCCCGGCCUCAGAGUAUGAAUCUAAACAUUGUGUCAAAGUUGCGUAUGGCAAUGGUCUGAGAGCAGAUAUCUGGCAAGAGUUCAGGAAUAGAUUUGGUAUUGAAGUCAUUGGAGAGUUCUACGCCUCUACAGAAGCACCCUUCGCUACCACCACAUUCCAGAAAGGAGAUUUUGGCGUUGGUGCGUGCAGAAGUUACGGAACCAUCAUUAGCAAGAUUCUUUCGAUCCAGCAAACCAUAGUUCGAGUGGAUCCUGAAGAUGAAAGCACGGUUUACAGAAACCAUAAGGGUCUUUGUACAGUGGCACCAGUAGGUGAACCUGGUGAGAUGUUGAUGAAAAUAUUUAUGCCAAAGAAGCCAGAAGCUACUUUCCAAGGCUAUCUUGGAAAUGAAAAGGCCACUAAAUCGAAGGUGCUACGCAACGUCUUUAAGAAAGGUGAUGCUUGGUAUCGCUCCGGUGAUCUUCUGAGAUCUGAUGAAAACGGGCUGUGGUAUUUUGUUGAUAGAAUGGGCGAUACUUUCAGAUGGAAAUCAGAAAAUGUAUCUGCCACGGAAGUUGAGGAUCAGAUUAUGGCUUUUGCUAACCUAAAAGUCGCUGCUGUCGUGGUGGUUGGUGUCAAGGUACCUGACCAUGAAGGAAGAGCUGGAUUUGCAGUUCUGCAACUAGCGCCCCAGGCCCGAAGCCUACGUGGUGACAUCAAGUUCUUGAACGAAAUGCUAUCAAAUCUAAAGAAAAGCCUUCCCAAGUAUGCGCUACCCGUUUUCGUCAAGUUUGUUGACGAGAUCGAGCAUACCGAUAAUCAUAAGAUCAAGAAGAAAAGUUACAAAAACCAAGUUCUGCCUCAUGGUGCUGGCGGCGAUGAGAUUUUGUAUUGGCUCAGCAAUUCAAAUGAGUACAAACCUCUCACGAACGCCGACUGGAUCGACAUCAACUCGGGUGCCGUCAAGCUAUGA
Lachancea sp. 'fantastica' is the source of this 2010-nucleotide messenger RNA. The record is from the annotation of a GenBank genome assembly. Lineage: Eukaryota; Fungi; Ascomycota; Saccharomycetes; Saccharomycetales; Saccharomycetaceae.